Ceraceosorus guamensis is the source of this 1116-nucleotide messenger RNA. RefSeq lists its product as hypothetical. Bases 428 to 1018 code for a protein of 196 amino acids. NCBI's taxonomy places the organism in Eukaryota, Fungi, Basidiomycota, Exobasidiomycetes, Ceraceosorales, Ceraceosoraceae. The record is from RefSeq and is a predicted model, not a curated record. The transcript has a single exon.
CGCAGCGGUGGAGCGGGGAGACGCUGUGCAGCCAAGGCGGUAGACCAGUCACGAGUCUGAAGCAUCCAGCAUCAUGGCACCUAUACACGGCAGCCGCAUGCACUAAAGCAGUCACAGUCACCAGUCACGAUUCAUGGGCCAAGGACCACCGCUGCGCCACGAGACGGUGCCGAAAAAAAAGGAGCGUUUGACAUCAGCCACCAGCAUGCUGAUGGUCAGCACAAGCAGACACCUGCAUGCGCUUGUAACACACAGCAGCAGCAGUUGGAAGCCUGCUGACUGUAAGCCCACAGCUUAGCCUAAUUAGCUUGGCAUUCUCGACUCCAAUUGAAUGGUCGAGCUUUGGGACGCCCACAAGUCAUUAGUGAGUGGCUUCAAUUCUUCUUAGGCUCCCCGGAUCACUCUAUCAGAUGGGCUUGGCAAGCAGAUGUGCCUCAACGCACGAUCCCGAAAGAGCGUCACAAGGGGCUGUGCAUCGUCAGUGCCAGUAUCACACGCGAAGCCCAUUCUUGACACACCAAACGCUUUCACAAUUGUGAGUUCAGCACUUGUGCUUCCCGGACGGAAGUCAUUUAACAGACGUCGAGCGGAGGCAUGGAGCACAUGCACGUUCGAUGCGGUACCAACCUUAACAAGCCGGAACGGUGGGCCGGACCUCUGCACAAUCAAAAUCAAGCAUGGUACCUCGAUAGACACCCUUGGCUAUGAAAGCACGAGACCAGCCAGUGCCAACUCACGACCGACUUUGAUGCAACGUACCAAGUCCAAUGCGCACUCAAUCAUGCCGAACCGAACAUUACUAUCCGUCGCGCAUGAUCUCCAAAUCCCAUCCCUAGUUCCAAGAGUUCAUCCGGCUCCGACCACGCACACAGACGCCAAUGCAGGCAAAUGGGCCGAUUGCGCAUCCUCUUGCUCCUGUGAGAAUUGGCCUGCGGCCCACGUAGACGCAGCUUUCCGCAGUCAUCAACGCAGAACAAAUAGAUGGCCGCGCACAGCAGCCUGGAGUGGGCUUGUUUGAACGAGCCGCCUCGAGAGUGUGAUAUUGCGAUAUCGCCGAUGGUGGUACAAUGCAGGGGCGGCAGCAGAACGUCGAAGCAGGGAGCAGUCGCAGAGGGC